AUGGAAUACGAAUCAUAUCAAGUACAAAGCUCAAUGAACGGAUAUAGUCAUCGUGCUCACUCUCGCAAUGGUGGUAUGGAUGAGUACAUAAUGCAAGAACAUAUAGAUUCGAUGAAUGCUCAAUUGAGUUCAACGCGUGCUCAACGUAUUCGGGCAGCUAUCUUUCCUGAAACACUUGAGGAUGGUGCACCAGAUGGUGUAUCUAUGCCCAUGCCGUCAACGCAAUUUGUUAAUGGUCAACCAACAGCCGUACAAAAACUAUCCGAGCCAUCUCAAUUGUUAAAAAAUGCAGUUAUUGAUAUAAUUAAUUAUAAAGAAGAUGCUGAAAUAACUGAGAGAGCCUUACCUGAAUUAAUCCGUUUACUGAAUGAUGAUGAUCCAAUUGUAGCUGGACAAGCAGCUUUAGUGUUACAUACAUUAGCCAAAAAGGAAGCAAGUCGAUUAGCAUUAUCAACGCCACAAAUGAUUCAAGCAUUACUUCAAUCUAUAUCGAAUCCACGUGCUAAUGAUGAAACACGUCGCGGUGUCGCAGGUGUUCUCCAUUGUUUAUCUCAACAAAAACAAGGUCUACUCCUUAUGUAUAAAGGAGGUGUUAUUCCAUUGCUUGUUCGACUUUUAGAUUCACCAAUUGAAUCUGUUGUUAACUAUGCACUAUCAACAUUACAUAAUUUAUUAUUACAUUUAGAACAAGCAAAAUUAGAAAUUCUUCGUUGUGGUGGUUGUCAAAAAAUGGUUGGCUUAUUAAAUAGUUCUAAUCCAAAAUUUCUUGCUCUACUUACUGAUUGUCUUCAUAUGUUAGCAUUUAAUAAUGAAGAAGUUAAGAUCAUUAUGGAAUCAAGUAAUGGCCCACAACAAUUAAUACGCAUAUUAGAAUUAACUGAUUAUGAAAAACUCUUAUGGACAACCACGCGUCUUCUUCGUGUUUUAUCUGUUAGUCCAUCGAUAAAAUUAGUGAUGAUAUCAAAAAAUUCAGUUCAUAUACUUGAAAAACAGUUAUAUCAACCAAUAAGUUUACGUGUACAACAAAAUUGUUUACAAAUUCUUCGCAAUUUAUCUGAUCAAGCUGUUAAAUUAGAAAAUCUUGAUUCACUUAUUCAACUACUUAUUGAAUUGUUACAAACAAAUGAUUUAAUAACUGUUUCAUGUGCAGUUGGUAUUAUAUCAAAUUUAACAUGUAACAAUCAAUAUAAUAAAAUGGCUGUAGUACAAUCCAAUGGUGUAAAUGCACUUAUUAAUACUAUAAUCCAAGGCCAUGAUAAAGAAGAAAUUUUAGAACCAGCUAUAUGUGCAUUGAGACAUAUCACAUCUCGACAUUCACAUGCAAGUGAAGCUCAAGAUGCUGUUCGAAAUGUAAAUGGUCUUUUACCGAUUGUUGACUUACUUAAUCCAUCAUUAUAUUCAUGGCCUAUUAUUAAAUCAACAAUAAGUCUAUUACGAAAUUUAGCAUUAUCGCCAAAUAAUCUACCAGUUUUGCGUGAAACAGGUUCAAUACAAAAGCUAGCUCAAUUACUUGUUCGAAGCCAUCAAGAAUUGCAAAGACAACAACCAAAAGUGGAAUUAAUUGAUAAUUAUAUACGUAUGGAUGAUAUACUUGAAGCAUGCGUUAGUGCACUACAUAUCAUUGCCAAAGAUCAACAAAAUAGAGUUAUUAUUCGUGAUCUUGAUUGUAUUCCAUUGUUUGUUCGACUGCUUUAUCCACCAUCAAGUGUACCAAUUCAACGUGCAGCUGCAGGAGUUUUAUGUGAACUUGUUAAUGAUCGUCUAUGCGCUGAUAUAAUUGAACAACAAAAUUGUACGCCAAAAUUAACUGAGUUACUUAAAUCAAACGAUGAAGGCGUUGCUACCUAUGCAGCAGCAAUUUUAUUUCGUUUGUCCGAUGAUAAACCAUAUGAUAUGAAAAAUCGUUUAUCACAAGAUGUUACUACAGCAUUAUAUCGGGAUGAACAUCUAAUGAAUAAUCACUAUGGCCUAGCCAAUGGUUCGGUUGCUGGUUCUUACUCAAACCCCUAUCGAGCAACACCACCACCUCUUCAUGAUGUGCCAACAAUGAAUUAUUAUGCAUCAGAAGGUGCAGGUGGUAGUGGUCUUGGAAACCUAAUGGAUAAUCAAGUGCUAGUUGGAGAUCGAGAUAUGAUGCAAGCAUCUCCUCGUUCUGCAAAUCAUCAUCAAACUCCACCACCACCUCAUAAUAAUUCACAAAUGGCAGCUUGGUUUGAUACUGACUUAUCGUUUGACACCAAAAAAAAAGUCAUAAUGAUUCCACGUACUCUUCUUCGUACAGUUCUAACAUCAAACGUUCAGAUAUCUUGUGGUUUUCAACGAACAUUUGGAAUAUUUAGUAGUGCAGCAUCAAAUAAAGCGGCAGCUCGUUCGAAAUGCUUUUUUGAUGUUCAUGUUGAUGAUAAACCACUCGGGCGCAUUACAUUUCAACUUUAUAAUGAUGUUGUUCCGAAAACGGCUGAAAAUUUUCGAGCUCUAUGUACUGGUGAAAAAGGCUUUGGUUAUAAAAAGUCAAUAUUUCAUCGAGUGAUUCCAAAGUUUAUGUUACAAGGUGGUGAUUUUGAACGACAUAAUGGUACUGGUGGUUCUAGCAUCUAUGGAAAAAAAUUCGCUGAUGAAAAUUUUCAAAUGAAACAUACAAAAGAAGGUCUACUUUCCAUGGCUAAUUCUGGCAAGAAUACGAAUGGCUCACAGUUCUUUAUAACAACAGUAGCAACACCUUGGCUUGAUGGUAAACACGUCGUCUUUGGUGAAGUUGUUGAUGGUAUAGAAACAGUGAAAAAAAUCGAAGCAUUAGGUUCACAAUCUGGUCAAACUCAAAAAAAGAUCACCAUUGCUGAGAGUGGUGAAUUAAAAAGCGAAGAAAAUCUUAAAUAA
This is a messenger RNA of Rotaria socialis, 2877 nucleotides long. NCBI's taxonomy places the organism in Eukaryota, Metazoa, Rotifera, Eurotatoria, Philodinida, Philodinidae. The record is from the annotation of a GenBank genome assembly.